GAACUACAAUAAUAAUUACGCAAUAUUUCGUCUCCUGUGUCCUUCAGUUGAGCUUCUUUUAUAUAAAUUGUUUUAGUUGUAAUUUUAAGUAAUUAUGGACAAAUAUUUGACUUUAGACAAUCUUCAAAUAGCUUUAAAGUUCUCAGGCAUAAUUUCAACAGGAAUAUUUGCUGGAGGAGCAAUUUUUGUUGGUUCAUCUCAAUUGCCCGGAAUUCUCGCAAUGACCGAUAUGGAUCAAGCUCUCAUUAACUUUAGAUAUUUCUGGCCAAGAGUUAGACAAAUGCCUCGAGCGGCAAUUACUGGUAGUGUGUCAGGUAUAGGAGCAUAUCUUAUCAAACGAAAAGUUGAAGAUCUGCCAUGGCUGAUUGGAGGAGUAGGGAUGACGUUUAUUGGUGCGUAUACAUUGAAAGUGGUUUAUCCAAAAUCUAUUGCUCCCUUACUGGAUCCUGAUCUUCUCAAAGAUAACGAUGAAACACAUGUCAGAAAUACGUUCAAGAAGUUCGCUGAUUAUCACGAUGUUCGUACUUACAUUGGUACAGCUGCUUUUGUUGCCUUUACUUUUGCAUACUUCAAAUCAACGUAUAACUAAAAUCAACUAAAUGAUUAUCAUUGUUAAUUAAUUUUAUGGAUAUAUUUCUUAUGUAGGAUAAAUAUUAUAUACCUGUCAAUUUUCUUUGCCAUAUUUAUCCUGUUAUAGAAGAGACAAUAAAAGUGAAAAUAUAAA
This is a messenger RNA of Xenia sp. Carnegie-2017, 724 nucleotides long. RefSeq lists its product as uncharacterized. Bases 95 to 589 code for a protein of 164 amino acids. The transcript has 3 exons. NCBI's taxonomy places the organism in Eukaryota, Metazoa, Cnidaria, Anthozoa, Malacalcyonacea, Xeniidae. The record is from RefSeq and is a predicted model, not a curated record.